UUUACAUAGCUAGUUUUCCUUUUACUGCUUCAAGGCCAGGGACUAUGUCAUUCAUUUUUAUGUCCCUAGGGCUUAGCUGACAAACAGCUGGGACUCAAAACAGUUUGCUAAGUGAAUGAAUGAAUCAGUCCACCUCUCUUCAGUGCUGCACAACACAGCAGAAAACCAGCUCAGAUAUAGGUUGAAAGGCCACAGGCUUCUACUUAAGAGGGCUCAGCUUUCCUAAUUCUUGAGAGACCCUUGGACAUGUCAGGGUGUAUUCUGGAGUACUGGCAUCUAGAAGAGGGGGAGGAAGGCCCAAACACUGUAAGUAAUCUAGGCUUGGGUUGGAAAACAAGGUUGAAGUUACUCAUUAGCAGGUGAAAGGGUCAAGGGUCAAGGCAAGGGGGCUGGAAGCUGAGUGGACUGAGUAACUAGCAGGGGGAGAGAGCAGUUAAGGCACCAGCCACUUCACGAAGAGCACCAGCUCCCUCCUGCCUGAAGAUGUUCUACCAAAUAUGGGCAGCUCUAUUCUACCUCUAUGGUAUUCUCCUUAACUCCAUCUACCAGUGCCCUGAGUUCAGUCAACUGACAACUCAGGGAGUGGAUGGGAAAGAGUUCCCAGAGCCACACCUGGGCCGGUGGUACUUUAUCGCAGGGGCAGCUCCCACCAAGGAGGAAUUGGCGACUUUUGACCCUGUGGACAACAUUGUUUUCAACAUGGCUUCAGGCUCUGCCCCCACACAGCUCCAGCUUCGUGCUACCAUCCGCACGAAAAAUGGGCUCUGUGUGCCCCGGAAAUGGAUCUACCACCUGACUGAGGGGAGCACAGAUCUCAGAACUGAAGAUCGCUCACCACACCCUCCUGAGAAAUGUGUGGAGGAAUUUCAGUCCCUGACCUCCUGUUUGGACUCCAAAGCCUUCUUACUGACUCCCAGGAAUCAAGAGGCCUGUGCGCUGUCCAGUGACUGACCUGUGGCUUCAUCUGUGCCCCAGACGGAUAUGGUGGGAGCUGCAGUUGUGCUGCAGGGAGAAGCUGGAGACUCCCAGCUCCCUUUCAAGAGUAAUAAAGAUGGUUUUUCAAUCCUCA
Neofelis nebulosa (Clouded leopard) is the source of this 1069-nucleotide messenger RNA. RefSeq names its product apolipoprotein M (gene APOM). Gene Ontology annotation, molecular function: phospholipid binding; lipid carrier activity. Gene Ontology annotation, cellular component: very-low-density lipoprotein particle; low-density lipoprotein particle; high-density lipoprotein particle. Bases 484 to 951 code for a protein of 155 amino acids. NCBI's taxonomy places the organism in Eukaryota, Metazoa, Chordata, Mammalia, Carnivora, Felidae. The record is from RefSeq and is a predicted model, not a curated record. The transcript is spliced from 5 exons. Gene Ontology annotation, biological process: cholesterol efflux; high-density lipoprotein particle remodeling; high-density lipoprotein particle clearance.